AAACCAAAGUGGAACACCACUGUCUGUCUUUGUCUAAAGAAAAAAACAUAAAAAGGGAUAUUAACCACAUCUCCCAUUUUUAUUCUUCAUCAUCGCUCUGAUCGUCACACUAGUUUUGUUUCUUCCGGGGAGGAUCAGAUCCUGGACGAUCUCCAGCGCAAAGUGAGGAGAAGAAGUAGGAAGUAAAGGCAAAAAGGGGUUGAAGGAUGUCGUCAUUCACAGGAACUCAACAGAAGUGCAAGGCUUGCGAGAAGACAGUGUACCCUGUGGAGCUUCUCUCAGCUGAUGGAGUUAGCUACCACAAGUCCUGCUUCAAAUGCUCUCACUGCAAAUCCAGGCUUCAGCUGAGUAGAUAUUCAUCGAUGGAAGGUGUGUUGUACUGUAAGCCUCAUUAUGAGCAGCUCUUCAAGGAGUCUGGUAGCUUCACCAAGAACUUUCAGUCACCUGCAAAACCAGCUGAGAAAUCAAGUCCUGAGCUGACAAGGACUCCUAGCCGAGUUGCUGGUAUGUUCUCUGGUACACAAGAAAAAUGUGCUACUUGCAGUAAAACUGUGUAUCCUAUCGAAAAGGUAACAGUGGAGAGCCAGACGUAUCACAAGUCCUGUUUCAAGUGCUCACAUGGAGGCUGCCCAAUCUCGCCUUCAAACUACGCAGCUCUUGAAGGAAUCUUGUACUGCAAGCACCAUUUCGCUCAGCUUUUCAAGGAAAAGGGUAGCUACAACCACUUGAUCAAAUCCGCUUCCAUCAAACGCUCUGCAGCCGCCGCAGUAGCCGCCGGUACACCAGCAACAGCGGUUCCUGAAUCUUAAAUUCAAUUAUCCCUUCCUCUCUUUAGUGACCUAAACUGAAGCUAAUGCCAAACCGAUUAAGUUUGUUUUCUCUUUGUGUGUGAGUCACUGAGUGUGUGUUCUUUGUUUCUAUUGAUGUCUCCUGAAGUCUUUGUGUUGUUAUCUAUGAAAAAAAGUCUGAUAAAUUCCUUUUGGAAAACAUCAGUUUCAGUA
Messenger RNA from Raphanus sativus (radish), 1001 nucleotides. Its product is annotated as LIM domain-containing protein WLIM2b. Gene Ontology annotation, cellular component: actin cytoskeleton; plasma membrane. Gene Ontology annotation, molecular function: actin filament binding. The coding region runs from base 207 to 809 and encodes 200 amino acids. The transcript has 7 exons. The record is from RefSeq and is a predicted model, not a curated record. NCBI's taxonomy places the organism in Eukaryota, Viridiplantae, Streptophyta, Magnoliopsida, Brassicales, Brassicaceae. Gene Ontology annotation, biological process: actin filament bundle assembly.